Messenger RNA from Alternaria alternata, 1635 nucleotides. RefSeq names its product uricase. Gene Ontology annotation, molecular function: urate oxidase activity. The transcript is spliced from 3 exons. NCBI's taxonomy places the organism in Eukaryota, Fungi, Ascomycota, Dothideomycetes, Pleosporales, Pleosporaceae. The record is from RefSeq and is a predicted model, not a curated record. Gene Ontology annotation, biological process: purine nucleobase catabolic process; urate catabolic process. Gene Ontology annotation, cellular component: peroxisome. The coding region runs from base 480 to 1382 and encodes 300 amino acids.
AUCUGCACGUACCGGUACGGCUUUGCACCUCACCACAUCAUGGCCUGACACAGCGCCGAACUCCAUGUGCCGACAGUUCAGGACCCAUAAUCCCAUUGUGCCUACUACAGAUUCAGGCGGGGAGCUGUUCUGAUGCUGUCACGUGCACGCCUUACGCCGCUGUCCAGGGCCUCUUCCCUCGACCGGAGCUCGCCGAUGGCCAUGUCAACGAAUCGAAACGCGUUCUCGCCGCCUCUUUGCCGGCGGUCCAUAGCUUGCUCGUGCCUCAAUCGCAAACCGCUCCUAUACAGUUCGGUGUCCUCCGCGUGCCGUCCAUCAGAUAAGGCGCCGUUUCAUAAGUAUAUCUAGCUUUGAUCGCCCUUUUUGAUAACUUCGUCUACUUACCCUCUGCUUCCCAUUGACCACCUAACUACCUACAUCUUCAACCCUUAUCUCAAGUACAUUAGGCUAUUGUUGCAAUCUCAACAGCGUCGUUCGCCAUGUCUCAACUUAGUUACGCCCGCUAUGGCAAGGACAAUGUCCGCCUCUACAAGGUCGAUAAGGAUCCCAACACCGGCAUCCACAAGGCUGUUGAGCAAACAGUCUGCGUUCUACUCGAGGGAGAUAUUGAGACUUCCUACACUAAAGCAGACAACUCUGUGGUAGUUGCGACCGAUACGCAAAAGCAAACAACAUACAUCCUCGCCAAGCAAAACCCCAUCGACCCGCCCGAGCAAUUUGCUGCCAUCAUUGGCGACCACUUUGUCAAGACCUACCCUCAUAUUCACGCCGCCCACGUCAAGAUCGUUCAGCACCGAUGGACGCGCAUGACUAUCGACGGAAAAGCACACCCACACUCCUUCUUCCGUGACGGUGAAGAGACCCGCGUAGUCGAGUCAGUAACUCGCGAGAAUGAGGGUGUCUCUAUCCGAUCCAAGAUUGAGAAGCUCCUUGUGCUGAAGAGCACAGGAUCAGCAUUCCAUGGCUUCCACCGCGAUGAAUACACGCGCCUACCUGAGACAUGGGACCGUAUUUUGAGCACAGAGAUUGAGGCUGGCUGGCAAUGGAAGUUGUUCAAGAACCUAGAUGAGGCCAAGGCUGUGGACUUCAACGCUGCAUGGAAGGCGGCCAGGGACAUUACCCUCAAGGUCUUUGCCGAGGAUGACAGCGCCAGUGUACAGGCGACUAUGUACAAAAUGUGUGACCUGAUCUUGGCCGCUGUUCCCCAGGUCGAGGCUGUGGACUAUGCGCUGCCCAACAAGCACUACUUCGAAGUUGACCUCUCAUGGCACAAGGGCAUCAAGAACACCGGCAAGGAUGCUACUGUCUUCGCUCCUCAAUCAGACCCCAACGGCCUCAUUCAGUGCACCGUCACCCGCAAGGGCACCAAGUCGAAGCUGUAGAUACAGCAGCACGUUCCCGUUACACUUUGGUUUCUUGUACAUUUCUUUCGGUUAUCCAGUGACUUUCAAGGGGAAGAUUGUCGAGCGAGAGUAGAACAUUAUACCACAUUUUCUUUUUAUACAGGGGGGACGAGUGAGAGUAGAACACCUAUCAUGCGAGUAGAAGGAAUUCAACUUUUGGCUCGCUAUCUUCCUUGACACCCUAUGCAUGUGACGUGAAGGUGCAUGAUCAAUCUAUCUGGUAAAACCCUAA